This is a messenger RNA of Anolis carolinensis (green anole), 2006 nucleotides long. RefSeq names its product TM2 domain containing 3 (gene tm2d3). Bases 67 to 831 code for a protein of 254 amino acids. The transcript is spliced from 6 exons. The record is from RefSeq and is a predicted model, not a curated record. Lineage: Eukaryota; Metazoa; Chordata; Lepidosauria; Squamata; Anolidae.
CCCAGCCGGAGAUGCCUGACAGCCCAAGUGGGAGGGGUCUAGCGGAACUCCCCGGAUGAGGGCAAGAUGGCGGCGCUGGCGGUGGCUUUGCUGCGGGCCCUGAAGAGACUCUGCCGCGUCGCCCUUUUCCUCUCGCAGCUCUACGUCCUCUCUGGCCGAGGAUCGUUGAGCUUGGAGCAUCACCCGCAUGCUCAGCUGCCCAAGGUGUCUGCUAUGGAGCCUGCCAGCACACAGGUCCCAGCGUCUAAAGUCCCAGAAACUACAGCUGUUCCAUCCUAUGUCACUCGAUGCCCUAGCAAUGGGCCCUGCAGCCGGCUGCCCCCAGAAUGCAUGACCUGCAGAACCAACUACUCCUGUACCUAUGGGAAACCAGCCCUGUUUGAAUGCGAAGUAAAACCCCAGGUUCACUGUGUUGAUGAGAAUAACACUCGUCAGAAGAUCUUCAUGAUCAACAUGACCUGCCAGUUUUGCUGGCAGCUGCCUCCUGCCGAAUAUGUUUGUUCCAAUCCUGCAAACUGCAAGACGGUUUCUUGUCCCCGGGAACGAUACCUGGCCAACUGCACUGUGCGGGAUCAUAUCCACUGUUUAGGCAACCGUAAUUUCCCCAAGAUGCUAUAUUGCAACUGGACUGGGGGCUACAAAUGGUCAACAGCCUUGGCUUUAAGCAUCACCCUGGGUGGCUUUGGAGCCGAUCGCUUCUACUUGGGCCAGUGGCGGGAAGGGCUGGGCAAGCUCUUCAGCUUUGGCGGCUUGGGGAUCUGGACUCUCAUUGACGUGCUGCUGAUCGGAGUCGGCUACGUGGGGCCGGCGGACGGCUCGCUCUAUAUCUAAAUUAUUGACCCCAAAUAUCCCAUUAGGAGUGGAUUGCGCUUGGAGAGGACCAAAGCUGGACUUCCAAAACAGACCCUAGGAGCACUUAUUGCCUAAUGUGCGCAUAUAUACUAUUUAAUGUACAGCAUCUGUACUUGGCCUGCCUUUAACUUAAGGUGAAAUAAAGACAUGGACCGUUGAGCGACGCUGCUGCCCUGGAGUCUGUUUCUUUGGGGCGGGCAUGGGCAAAGUCCGGCCCUCCCUCCGGGUGUUUUGGACUUCAACUCCCACCAUUUCUAUUAAGAAUUGUGGAAGUUGAAGUCCAAAACUUUGCCAAACUGUGCCCAUGCCUGCUUUAGGAGUUUUCAAAUGCACCUUCCAUUUUUUUUUCUGUGAAAAAGUUCGUUAAGUUGCACGACGAAAGCGCACCGCUGUUUCUUUGGGCAGAUGUGAAUGCAUUUGUGACAGCAAAUAUAUCUGGCAAGCUCUUCAAUCGUAAUUAUGAACAUGGUUUGGAAUUAACUCGGAAACGUAGGCCUCCGUAAAUGGAUGCAACAUCUAAAGUAAAUACAAUUGAGACAUUUCACAAUGUGUGUAUCCAACAAGAGGCCGGUGUCACAUCAUUGCACAGAACAGCCAACGAAAUGACUAACGUGCCAUGAUAUCUGGCGCUUUGGAAUGCUCUCUCCUGUCUCUCGUUAUGCGCCUUUUGCAAUGGGUGCUUCUGUUACAUAGCUACAUAUGUAUAAAACCACGCAAUAUAGACUGUGAUAGAGAAUUGUGGCCAUUUUUCAUUUCACAUUCACAACGACAACAACCUUCCCAAGUCCUGACUUCUCAACAGACACUUGAAGCAUUUAUUGCAUCGUCUGAACUGUAUCUCAUGUUUACUCAUUUGCCAUUCAGUAACUAUUUUGGACACAAUAUAUGCAAAAAAUGCAAAAACCUGGUCAGUGUUUUAAGGGUGACAGAAAGUGUUCACCGAGCGGCUUAAUAUUUCUUUUCGGUACUCCUGAAUAAACAUCCUCAGUAGAUUAUUCCAACUCAACACAUAUUCCCUGCAUUUUUUAAUCCCUUGCUUUUUACUUGGCGGAAUAGGGGUGAUAUGUGUGUUGAUGUGUAGGAAGGACUCAAUUUUGCAGAUUGUUGGCUACUGUGGGAAUCUGAUGUACUUGAAUAAAUGGCAUUUUGUUUCA